Messenger RNA from Trichomycterus rosablanca, 1827 nucleotides. RefSeq names its product cytidine monophospho-N-acetylneuraminic acid hydroxylase (gene cmah). Bases 1 to 1827 code for a protein of 608 amino acids. The transcript is spliced from 14 exons. Gene Ontology annotation, biological process: CMP-N-acetylneuraminate metabolic process. The record is from RefSeq and is a predicted model, not a curated record. Lineage: Eukaryota; Metazoa; Chordata; Actinopteri; Siluriformes; Trichomycteridae. Gene Ontology annotation, molecular function: CMP-N-acetylneuraminate monooxygenase activity; 2 iron, 2 sulfur cluster binding. Gene Ontology annotation, cellular component: cytoplasm.
AUGGCCCAGGUCUCUCAGGUGGUGUUGAGUCUGGACGCGGGAGCAGUUGGAGAAUUAAAGAACGGGAUCAACUUUAAGAAAAAUCAGGAUGGAAAAUGUUUCAUCAUUUAUAAGAGCAGUGAGGAGAUCAGAGCCUGCAGGAACCAGUGCAAACACCAGAGAGGAAUCUUCAUCACCGACAUCGAGGAUCUGGAUAAAAGGACGGUUAAGUGCUCUAAACAUAACUGGAAGUUGAACGUGGCGACCAUGCAGUACGUCAAUCCUCCGGACAGCUUCAUGCAGGACGAACUCGAGGUGGUACAUUGUGAAGAUGGCAGGUUGGAGCUGGUGGAGUUAAACCCUCCUGACCCUUGGACAGCUGAUCCCAGACCAGCAGAAGAACUAAAGCCUGGAGAGGUCAUGCUAACCUACAUCACACACGCCUGUAUGGAGCUGAAGGCGGGUGCCAGGCGGAUGAUGUUCGACCCGUGGUUGAUGGGGCCGGCCUUCGCCCGCGGUUGGUGGCUUUUACACGAGCCGCCGUCUGACGCUCUGAAGAGGCUCUACAGCGCCGACCUGAUCUACAUCAGCCACAUGCACUCAGACCACCUCAGCUACCCCACACUGGAGCAUCUGGCUAAUAACAGACCAGAUAUUCCUAUUUACGUUGGCGACACGUCCCGCCCCGUUUUCUGGUAUCUGGAGAGAAGUGGAGUGAAACUCACCAACAUUAACGUCACGCCCUUCGGAAUCUGGCAGAACGUGGACGAUGAUUUGAGGUUCAUGAUCCUGAUGGAUGGAGUUCAUCCAGAAAUGGACACCUGCAUAAUCGUAGAAUAUAAAGGUCACAUGAUUCUGAACACGGUGGACUGCACACGCCCCAACAACGGCCGACUCCCCGCCGGAGUGGACCUGAUGCUGAGCGACUUCGCUGGAGGAGCUUCAGGAUUCCCCAUGACCUUCAGCGGAGGGAAAUAUACCGAAAGCUGGAAGGCCGAGUUCAUCAGAAACGAGAGGAGGAAGUUACUGAACUAUAAAGCUCAGCUGGUAACAUCACUGCACCCUAAAGUGUACUGUCCAUUCGCUGGGUACUUCACUGAGGCGCAUCCAUCCGACAGGUAUAUAAAGGAGACGAACACGAAGAACAGCGCUGAGGACCUGAACGCUCUGAUCAACACCAAAAACAGUCAGAUCAUCACCUGGACUCCUGUACCGGGAGCAGUACUGGACCUGGCACUCGCCCUCUCACACGGUGAUGCAGUGAAGGAUCCACCGAAAAACACCAAGGUUUUAAAGAACAACUGGGACUUCAACCGUUACCUCAAAGUCCUAAAAUCUGCGGUCUCGUCCCAAAUCUUCAACCACAAAGACUGGAUCCAGUUCUACUACAAAUGGGCCUCGUUCAAAAACUACAACCUAGUGAUUAGGUUGAUCGAGACGGACGACGACUUCCAGCCGUUAGCAGGCGGCUACGAUUAUCUGGUGGAUUUUCUGGAUCUUUCAUUCCCGUCUGAGCGGCCAAAGAGGGAACACUCGUACAUCGAGAUGUGUAACAGGGUGGAUGUGAUGAGGUACACAGUGGUGAACGGGUUACUGUGGGACGAUCUGUACAUCGGGUUCAACAACCGAAUCAGCCGAGACCCAGACGUCUACCAUCACAAGUUUUGGAAACACUUUCAGUCGGAGUUGCCCCUGACUCCGCCCGACUGGGACGCGUUCCUGAAGAGGGCUCCGGCUCAGAAGCCUCGUCACGGCGGCGUGUUCUCCUACCGCACGGUGUUAGCCGUCCCCGUUCUCUCGGCGCUGUUUUACUGGUUUAUUCAGAAUAUGACAACAGUGCAGUGGUGA